Molecule: messenger RNA, 3927 nt
Organism: Calypte anna (Anna's hummingbird)
Lineage: Eukaryota; Metazoa; Chordata; Aves; Apodiformes; Trochilidae
Gene: TMEM50B
Product: transmembrane protein 50B
Exons: 7
Coding region: 184-660 (158 amino acids)
Biological process (GO): late endosome to vacuole transport via multivesicular body sorting pathway; protein targeting to vacuole
Source: RefSeq, a predicted model, not a curated record
GACGCACAGCGCCGCCUUCCGAUUGGUGGGCGGCCGCGUCGCUCUCCGGUCUCUGCCCCCCGCCCCCGCUCACCGCAGCCGGAAGAGUCUUGCCCAGGACAGGGGGGUAUUUAGGACGCAGUUGUUAAUGGAAGAAUUAAUGUAUAAGUACAAAAUAAGAAGGGCAAUCUAAUCCUUGAGGAAAUGGCAGGAUUCCUAGACAACUUCCGAUGGCCAGAGUGUGAGUGUAUUGACUGGAGUGAAAGAAGAAAUGCCAUUGCUUCAAUAGUUGCAGGAGUAUUGUUUUUCACAGGUUGGUGGAUAAUGAUAGAUGCUGCAGUAGUUUAUCCCAAGCCAGAACAAAUGAACCAUGCGUUCCAUACCUGUGGGGUGUUUUCAACACUAGCUUUUUUCAUGAUAAAUGCUGUAUCAAAUGCACAGGUGAGAGGAGACAGCUAUAGUGAUGGAUGUUUAGGAAGAACAGGUGCUCGCAUCUGGCUCUUCAUUGGGUUUAUGUUGAUGUUUGGUUCCCUUAUUGCUUCAAUGUGGAUUCUUUUUGGAGCAUACGUUACACAGAACACUAAUGUUUACCCCGGAUUAGCAGUGUUUUUCCAAAAUGCAUUGAUAUUUUUCAGUACUCUGAUCUACAAGUUUGGAAGAACAGAAGAGUUAUGGGGAUGAGAGAUCAUGUAUAGCAUUGUCUGUUCCAUAAUUGUUAUGUCAUACUAUGUAUAUAGAUAAAUUUACAUUUAUUUGUUCUUGGUUUGCUUUCUAAAUUGUAUGAACUGAGACAUAUUACAGUUUCUGUAAUAAGGCUCCCUCUUCUCACAGGACAGAUUUGUGAAUAUGUAUAUAUGACUGUACAUAUCUUAAAAAGGGAAUGUCAGACUCUCUUUCUGAAAUCUUCAGGCUUAUUCCUUCAAAUAUGUGGCUUUCCAUCAACUCCUAGGACUUGAUCUUCCAAACCUUCACGUGUCAGAAACUUCAGUGGAACCCCCAGUGAACAAGCAGGAUAAAGCCCAUACCCUGUGAAGGGGGUUAUUGCUUUUAGGCAUGGGUGAGUUAGAGCCAUUUUUGCAAGGGGCUGCCUGUGUAACCUGCAGGAGUGGUCAGUGCAUGGAAGUGACCCAGCUAAGCCCAUGUUUCAUGAGGGUCAAUUCUACUGUAUGCUGAGAUAAGAGCUGAUUUUAAGAAUUUUGUAUAACUGUUCAGAAAAAUACAAAGUAGCUAGUUUUUUGUAAAAGGUUUUGAAUUUUUAAACAAAGCCCUAUAUUAAGCAGGUUCUGCAUGGAAAAUUAAACUGUUCCUGACUUCGGAUUGCUUUAACACAGAUGGCAUUUGGUAAUACCGUGGUAUUUAGAAUUAGUUUCAUGCUGUUUAGUGUAAUUGAUACCAAUUAUUAUUUAAUGCAUUUACUGAUAUUAGAAUAAAAUAAAAAAACCCACCAACUUGAUGCCAGUCAUACAUGCCAGGAAUAUAAAGAAUAAAUGAAAGUCAGGCUAAUAUCUUCAAAAAUUACGAUACCAUAAUUUUCUUCAGGGGAAGUGCUUUUGCUGAUAAAUGAACAGUUAUCCUGCUACCUUUUAAAAGGCAAGCAUUUUAAGUGGGGAUACUAUAGAUGUAUUUAUUGCUCACAAUCCUACCUUGAAAUAAUUGGCAGGUUUAGGACUGCCAUUUGCCCCAGUUAAAAUGUAUUUGUCCUAAAUUUCAUGGGCACUUUGUGGGAAUGUUCCAUUAUUGAAAUACAGUUUGUUUUGGCUGGAGCGUACAAAAAGGGAGAACGAAGUUGUUUAUAGCUUUGGGCUGAUCUUGUCUCUUCAUCUUGCUGUUGGUGACUUUCUUAAUACAAGGUCUUAAGUGGUUUUUAAAGCAUCUGAAUCUACCUUAUGUCUUAAAGCUUUUAUAACUUCCCAUGUAUCAAGACUGCUGACCGAAGGGAAUUAAACUGCAGAAUGUAACUUUUGUGCAUGGUUACUGUAACGCUGUUAUUCAUCUAAUUGCUCCCUUGUGGGAAUCUCUCCAGUGGACAGAAUAUGAAGCAAAUACUGCAGCUGAAAUUGUGCUACUGGCUACACGAACUUCAUCCUGAUUUCAUCCUGCAGUGAGUUGCAGUAUAUUCACUGGUGUCAGUCAUAGCUUUGUACAUAAGCUGUCUGGAUGUAAUUUCAGAAAACUGCAAUAAACUUUAUCUUACGUUCUCAAAACAGUGAACUUCACAAGGUAAUUGUACAGUAAUACUCAGUAGCUCAAGCAGGACUGGCCUCUAACCAGGUCUUACACCAGCUAACAAGUAAAACCAAGUUUUUUGUUUUCAGAUCUGUCAGUUUCUUGCUUAGGACCUUGGUAAAGUUUGUUGACUUUUUUAGUGAGAAACAAGUAUAGCCUGUAACUAAUCCCCUUAUGGUAUCUUGCACCUGACAGUUGAACAGCAUAACUUAAGUGUUCCACUCUGGAGAAAUUCUUACAGCAUGCAUUAACAUGAGGUCCCAGUUAAAAAAGUUUUAUUUAGAGUAGGACAAGAGAUUCUGUCUGAGGUUACCUGCAUGCAAGUUACCUACAAAGAGGUUUGCUUUCUUGCAAGAAUUUCUUAAGCAUCUCUUCUGGUUUUAGAGAACUGGAACAAUCAUGCUCUCUAUACAGCUGCUGAGAAAAGAGACAGCUUUGAGCACAUCUUUUUUGGUAGCUGAUGCCAACAACAGGAGUAGUGUAAGGACCAUGCAGGCAUCAUUCAGAAUAUCUCAGGGACCAUUUUUACACCACAGGUUGUUCCAGCACAGGCCAAGGUAGGUUUGUUUUAGGUAAUGCCUUAGCCUGAUAUAGCUGGUUUGUGAAGAUAACCCUGGAGUUACUUCUAACAGGUUCUUAACUUUGGCCUAUUUAUGUCACAGUAAGAAAUAAUAGCAACUCUCUCUAACAGAAAUCUAGUGUAGGGAUUAUUCAGGAAGAUGCAUGUUGUAGUGCAGAAUUCACAGGAGACAUUUUAACUGCUUUCUUAUUUAUGUCACUCUGUUAUAUGUGUAGGUUGUUCCUUUGCAAGCCUGUGGUUCUUCAUUUGUUUGCAGCACAGUAUAUAAAAAGAACAUGGGUGAACUUAAGUGCGGGUAUUAUGCAGCUUGGGGCAGACUUGAAAAUUCUUACCAGACUUGGAAGUAUGACUAAGUCUUCAGGUAACUAUGUUGUCUUCACAUGUUGCUUAAACACAAGUGGUAAGUUCUAUGAGCAAACAACCUCAUAAAGCUUUUGGGAAAAAAAAAAAAAAGUUACUGAUUUUUCAUGCUAGUCUUGCAUAUUCGUCUUGGAGUAGAACAGCAUCACCUCAGGUAACCCACAGUUCUGAAAGUGACCAGGUUCAUUAACAGUUCUAAGUAAUUUGAACAAGUCAUUUGCAAAACAACAAGCAUAUAUUUUUAAUCAAAGUGUAUCAAACCGAAGAAAAAAAAGUCAAACAAUAAACCCAAACUUUUAGUACAGAAUUUGUAAACUUGCUGUUUGUGCUUUAUUAGACACCUUCCAGACCCCACAGGAUGUGAGGCUUUACUUGCAGUCUCCUCACUAAGGGACUCAAAACCAGAGCCCUCUAUCAACUUUUCAUUUGCAGGACUAAUCUGAUAAUGACUGACAGAUAUCAUAUACAUUUUGAGGAAAAUUAUUUUAAAGUUUGCUUUGCUGUGAAAAGCCUCACUGCCUCACUGCAGGUCCAGAAGAUUCAUGCUUCUCAUGAAUAGGCUGGGAGGCAGAUAUGAGGAGGCCUUUCCUGGUGCAGUUCCUUGCAUAGGUUUGUGUUGAGUGAUAUAAACUUUCUUUUUUUAGACUUCCAUUUUUAUCUGGAGGGAAGAUGCUGCCACAGAAGAUGGCAUGUACUUAAAUAAUAUUCAGAAAAGCCCACAGAGGAAGGGAUAUAAUACAGACUGAGUGCUAACACAGACAAAUAAGGCAACAAACUGGAAG